GGGCGGGCGGCCGGGCUGGUUCGGGCCGCGCCGCCCCGCGCAUCCACAGCCGCGCUGAGACGAGGGGAGAGAGGGGGCGAGAUGGCGUCGUGCGUGGGGAGCCGGACCCUGAGCAAGGACGACGUAAACUACCGCCUGCACUUCCGCAUGAUCAACGAGCAGCAGGUGGAGGACAUCACGCUGGAGUUCUUCUACCGCCCGCACACCAUCACCCUCCUCAGCUUCACCAUCCUCAGCCUCAUGGCCUUCGCCUUCACCAGGGAUGAUUCUGUACCAGAGGAUAAUAUUUGGAGGGGUAUCCUCUCUGUGAUUUUCUUCUUUCUAAUCAUCAGUGUUCUAGCUUUUCCUAAUGGACCCUUUACACGUCCUCACCCUGCUCUAUGGAGGAUGGUUUUUGGUCUCAGUGUGCUCUAUUUUCUGUUCCUGGUGUUCGUGCUCUUCCUCAACUUUGAGCAGGUAAAAGCAGUGAUGUACUGGCUGGACCCUAAUCUUCGAUAUGCCACAAGGGAAGCAGAUAUUAUGGAGUAUGCAGUGAACUGUCAUGUUAUCACCUGGGAGAGAAUCCUCAGCCACUUUGACAUAUUUGCUUUUGGACAUUUCUGGGGCUGGGCUAUGAAGGCUUUGCUGAUCCGCAGCUACGGGCUCUGCUGGACUAUCAGCAUCACCUGGGAGCUCACUGAGCUCUUCUUCAUGCACCUUCUGCCUAAUUUUGCUGAAUGCUGGUGGGAUCAAGUCAUUUUGGACAUCCUGCUUUGUAACGGGGGUGGCAUCUGGUUGGGCAUGGUAGUUUGUCGUUUCUUGGAGAUGAGGACCUAUCACUGGGCAAGCUUCAAGGACAUUCACACAACCACAGGGAAGAUCAAAAGAGCUGUGUUACAGUUCACCCCAGCCAGCUGGACCUACGUCCGCUGGUUUGACCCAAAGUCUUCAUUUCAGAGAGUGGCUGGAGUCUACCUUUUCAUGAUUAUUUGGCAGCUAACUGAGUUGAACACAUUCUUUUUGAAACAUAUCUUUGUGUUCCAAGCAAGCCACCCUUUAAGCUGGGGGAGAAUUCUCUUCAUAGGAAUCAUUACAGCACCCACUGUAAGGCAAUACUAUGCUUACCUCACAGACACACAGUGCAAGAGGGUGGGAACUCAGUGCUGGGUGUUUGGGGUAAUUGCCUUCCUUGAAGCUAUUGUGUGCAUCAAGUUUGGACAAGAUCUUUUUUCCAAAACACAAAUACUGUAUGUUGUGUUUUGGCUUCUCUGUGUGGCCUUUACAACUUUCCUGUGUUUAUAUGGAAUGGUUUGGUAUGCAGAGUACUACGGCCACCGAGAAAAGACCUUAUCAGAAAGUGAAGACAGUCCAUACAGUCCAGAUGCUUCCUGGCUUCAUUCUAAAUUCAGCAGAGCAGGUGCUGACAAUAGUCCACCAAAACACUCAGUCAAUAGUGAAAGCCAUUCAUCUAGAAGGAGGAAUCGACACUCCAAAUCAAAAGUAUCAAAUGGAAUUGGCAAGAAAUAAGAGUGGUAUCUAAAGAUAUCCUACAGUGUGACCAGAAGUGACAAAGAAGAUCUGACCUGGCUCUGAAUUAUCAAAUGGAAGAUUGAUUUUUAAAUUAAAGUUUAAAAAAGGAGGUGUUGAAGAGAAGGAUGAUGAAGAUGGAGCCACCAGUGUAGUGCAGAUUGUUGCCUGAUGACACUUGCCAUUCACUGAUAUAAAUUGUUGCCUGAUGACACUUGCCAUUCACUGAUAUAUAUCUAGUUUCAUCAGUAGGUGGCAUCAAAAGUUCAUGAGGGGUAUACUGGAAAAAAAUGUUGUUUUAUCAUAGCAGGUACUCCCUGCUUUGUUUUCAGGUGUUGCAAGGCCAUUUUUAAUAGAUUAGUUGAGGACUUCAACCCAAAGGUUAGUAAACUGAUAGUGAGUUGGUGUAGUUGACUGAAUUUUUUUUGGUCUGGUUUAUUGUGUUGUUUUCUAGAAGAGUAUGCAACCCUUUGACUAAAAGCAGCUCUGCCCUUCCUUCUCAGUCUCACAACAAAACUUUCCCAUGCAACUGUUAGUAAGUAUUUAAAAAUUUCAUAUUGCUUGCUUUUAUUUAAAGGCUCUUUAGGCCUUAUGUCAGGGUUUAACCAAGAAGGAAAUGGGUCCAGGUUUCUUGUAAAGGAUGUGAAAUUGAUUUUCAAACACAGGGAUUUUUUUGUUCUACAUUGUCCUGCUUGAGUCACACACAUUCAAUUUUUAAAAGUUUUUAAAAUACAUAUAUAAAAAUCUGCUUCAUAGUAGAGGGCCAUGCCUCCUGUCCUCAGUGACAAAGGUCAUGUUAUUUCAUUGUUUUUCCUCCUCUACUGUAGUGUGUUUUGCAUUUUCAAGUGUAAAUAUGUCUUUUUUUCAUCUGUGCCACAUUGUGUGCAAUCUUUCUUCCUACUUCUAUUUGCUUCCAUCCUAGCUGACCCAGAAAUCCUAUUGUCUUCAGACUGAUAUCAGAAACUGCUUUGAAGGCUCAGAUGCCCUACUGAGCUUGGUGAUAAGGCAGUUUUUUGCUGAAGCUGAGUUGCUUACUAUCUCCAUAAACACAAUUAUUUGUGGAGACUUGCGGUAGUGUUUGGUGUCUGAGAGGCAGCAUGAUGUGAUAGAGCUCAUUGCCUUGGUGUUUCCUGUCAUGCAUCAGAUACUCAAAAGCAAAGUCUCUCUUUUCUUUCUUGCAAUUUGUUUUUUUUUUGAGAGGGGUGAUUUACUUUUUGUCUGAGUGUUCUUUUGGUUUUUUUUAAUAUAUUAAUUGUGACAUCUAGCAAAGUGGAUAAUUCUCCAGCAGUGAAUGUAAUGAUUAAGUCAAGAGGUAAGCAAUCAUGAGCAAUCAGUUUCUGUAUUAAGUUAUCAAAAUGUUUUAGUGCCAAUUAAAUUUUGGGAUUCAAGGCAUUCAGAGGGGUGGGUAGGUAGCUUAAGCAAGGAUAAGUGAUACCCAUUAGUUACUUAGUCUUUAUGAGAAAAUAGGAUUUGCUUUUUCUUUGACUAAUGUUACUGUGAUUUGCCACAGGCUAGGUACUAAAGAAAAAAUACAGCAGAGACUUUUAUGCAAGUGUAUGAUACUGUAAAUAGAAGAAAGUAUCCUGUGUAAUCCAUCAGUUCCUAUGUGCCACAGAUUAUCAAUGUUUUCAAUGCACUUAAGUGUUGCUGCUGAGCUCUUCAGAGGCCUUUAAUUUCCUACCCUGCUUUUCAAUCAAACAUGGAGUGUACAGCUUGGAAAGUAAUGUAGUAGGAGCUGCUGUAUCAUCAUUGCCACAGUGACAUUUAAUGUUACAUGAAAAAAUACGUUAGGGAGACUUUCAGGCUCUCCUACAACUACUUGGUUUUUAUUCAUACUAUAGCAAUUCCAUAUAUUGCCUUUGUAUUUGUAAUGUACUACAUAUUGAUGAAUGUAUUUGUAGAUUUCUUUGGAUACUGAGACAUGUUAUUUCUUUUAUUUCCUUGGUUAAAAACUCAGUCUGUGUAAGACUGAAGAAUGGCAUUGUAAAUUUUCUAUUGAUUCAAUACCAAAGCAAGAGAUUUGAAAUCUAAUGGUUUGGGUAUUUUAAGUACUGUGGUUUUCCAGUGUGAGAGCCUAUUUUGUACUUGCAAGGGGCAUACACACCAACUAUGUAUACAAAGCUUACAUGUGUAAACAGAUGCUGAAGUAUGUCAUCUACCUGCCUUGGGGACAAGCACAUGUUUUGUACAUGUAGGCCUGGUGCUCACAUUGCUGAACUGCACCCUAAAAAUACUGGAAAGAGAAAUAUUGAAGUGUCAUCUUGAUGGAAGCUGACUUCUGUACACUAUUACAACAGCUUUGUUCUGAAAAAAUGUUGUUUGACAACACAUUUAAAUUAUUUCCAAUUAAGUCUUUUUACUUUAAA
Molecule: messenger RNA, 3872 nt
Organism: Agelaius phoeniceus (red-winged blackbird)
Lineage: Eukaryota; Metazoa; Chordata; Aves; Passeriformes; Icteridae
Gene: PTDSS1
Product: phosphatidylserine synthase 1
Biological process (GO): phosphatidylserine biosynthetic process
Molecular function (GO): L-serine-phosphatidylethanolamine phosphatidyltransferase activity
Source: RefSeq, a predicted model, not a curated record